AUGGAAGCCUCGUAUUCCCUGCCGUCGUCGGCAUUGCCGCACGCUCACCGGGUUCACACUCAGUCCCAGCCGGCAUCGCUCAACACAUGGCGAAUGACGGUGUCAAGCGAGAGUCUGCCCUCUGCGCUGGAAGACGACGAGGACGAAGAUCACGAUCACAAUCACGAUCGCGAUCCUGACCAUGACCAUGACCAUGACCAUGAUCACGACCACAAUUACGACCACAGCCGCUCCCAUUCCCACUCCAACCCGCGCUCGCAGGCGUAUUCCAUCCCGCCGCCACUGCCCUCUCCCUCGCACUUGCACGCGCACUCCUUCAGCUUCCCACGCCAUGGCCGCAGCGGCUCGCAAACUUCCAAUGCGAGCUCCUCCGAGAAGCCGUCAAUAGGGGGCGCAGGAAGCUGGUCUCAGGCGAGGAGGAACCGCUAUACACCAGAAGUCAUUGACGAAUCUGCUCACGACCAUGACCAUGACCACAAUCAUGACCACAGCCACAGCCACAGCCACUCCCACUCUCAUUCUAAUGGCCAUAGUCACGACCAUAGUCACAGUCACCACCAUGGCCAUGACCACACCCACGAGCGGUCUCUCUUCACAAGAACAAUCCUCCCCUACACGGUUGGAUGGCCCAUUCUUUAUUCCAUAAUAGCUGAGAAAGACUCGAGGCGGAUAUUCUACUUUAUGUCGCUCAACUUUGGUUUCAUGAUCAUCCAGGCCUUCUAUGGCUACGUAACCGACUCGCUGGGCCUUCUCAGCGAUAGUAUCCACAUGUUCUUCGACUGUGUUGCCCUGCUCGUAGGAUUGCUAGCAGCUGUCAUGAGCAAGUGGCCGAAGAGCCAGCGGUUCCCAUACGGCUUCGGAAAGGUCGAAACGCUGAGCGGAUUCGCCAAUGGCAUUCUGUUAAUGCUCCUCAGUGUUGAAAUUGCGUUCGAGGCAUUCGAGCGAUUGUGGGAGGGAACGCAGACAAAGCGGCUGGGCGAGCUCUUCGUUGUCAGCAGCCUUGGCUUGGCCGUGAAUUUGGUUGGCAUGAUGGCGUUUGGACAUCACCACCACGGCCACGACCAUGGACAUGGGCAUAGCCAUGGGCAUUCUCACGGCGAGCACGACCAUGGAUGCAGCUCACACUCGGGCCAUAACCAUAACCACGGCCACGGCCAUGACCAUGAUAAUGAAAAUAUGCGCGGCAUCUACCUGCAUGUUUUGGCAGACACCUUGGGCAGUGUCUCAGUCAUUGUAUCUACAGUUUUGACGAGCUUCUGGGGCUGGGCCGGGUGGGAUCCGCUGGCUUCGUGCUUCAUUGCUGGUCUCAUCUUUCUAUCUGCACAGCCACUCGUGUUUUCAGCAGCGAAGCGUCUACUUUUGACCGUUCCCGAGGGUGUCGAGUACAACCUGCGGAACAUUCUUGCCGGCAUUGGACAACAGCGAGGCGUUGUGAGCUACGCGACUCCGAAAUUUUGGAUGGAUGAUCAUGGAGGCAAUCAGUUAUUGGGCGUUGUUCAUGUCACGGUGGCCCGUGGCGCUGCCCUGGAGGAGACCAAAGACCGUGUUCGAGAGUAUCUGCUCAAGGAGGGCAUUGAUGCCGUUAUACAAUCGGAAGCUGUGAUGACUCGCAGUGAGCCUCGCAGCUCUGCGUGGGGAAAUUCUUACACCAGCAAGCACAACAGCCGGGAAUGGGUUGCGCUGUCUGGUGGCGAUGCGCAGGAAUGCCCAGAUGGUAGUUGUGCUUCCGUCUAUCGGGGGAGACCGCCUGGAGAGCUGAAGUUUUGCUUGCGCUUGUAUGAGGACGACCCAGACGAUGCUUCGUAUGUGUAUGAGAGCGACGAGGACGAUGAACCUUUGGAGUACGACUCGAAUGCCGAGGACGAUGACCGCGAUGAGGUGACCGGGGAAGAGAAUGAGAUGACCUCAUCUCAUUCUCAAGAAUCGGAUGCGGAGGAAGAGUAUAAGUGGUUUUUCAACCCUAGUGGGCUCGAUCCCCAGCCAGAGUACGAUACCGAGUUCCUCCCGCUCUCUGCGCCAUACGACGACGAAGGCGGGGCGGAAGACGAAGAUAUAGGAGUUGAUCAUCAUAUCAUGGCGCUCCCAACAGCCCGCAGAUACGAACACGUCGCUGGCCCGGGCUGCUGUAACCUUCGAGGCUAUCACGGGGAUAGGAUUACUCUCGAGGAGAUGAUAGAUUGCCAUACGGUGCAGGGGCUUUACAAGAAGACGAGCGAUUGGACGCCGAGUGACGAUGACAUGGAUUUUGAGAGAGAAUCAAAGAAUUAUCAUCUUACGGGGCUAUCGGACUGUAUGCCUCCGAACGGAGGAGAUGUGAAGUGCGCACCGAUUCGUGGUGGAGCAGAUUGGUUCCAUGCGUCCAACCUCAGCGACACAUGGAAAGAUCUCUUUGGAUGGGGAACUUAUGUCCUACCAUUUCACCCUACCUGCUUUGAGAUAUUCAUCAGAAUAAGCAAGCGGCAGAUGGGAAGAGUUAGCCUCGACUCAUUGAUGAAGCUCGAGAGUACCGCCUCCCGUAGCAUGUUUGGUGAGCGGCAUCCCGACAUUGUGGAUGCGAGAAACAAGGGCUGGAAGUGGUCUUGUUUGCUUGGCACGGAGUAUCUUGCGGCCAAUCCCGUCUUCAUCUCCGGCUUCAGGGAAAUUUGCGACGCAGCCAUCUUUGACACGGAGGAUUUUGAUAGCCGAAGCAGCCCGUUUCCAGAGCGAGCUGAGAAGCGAGAUGUUUCCGCAGUGCCAGACGACCCGUUUUUGAAGCUGCCAACAGAGCUUAAGCAUACGAUUGCUUGGCAUCUCGGCUCAAAGGAUAUAGCAUCGCUGCGAAUGGCGUCUCGGGCAUUCUGUCAUCUCCCCAUGACUUUAUGGCAUACGUUAAUGGUCCGAGAGAUGCCGUGGGUGUACGAAGCUUGGUGCGACGACCCUACGCCCUACCCAUGGGCCAUGGCAGACGCCUCUUACUUGAAGCAGAUGCGGGAGCGGGAGGAAGCGUACACGGCCGAGCGAACCCGCCGAGCAGAUGUUUUAAAGGCCAACGAGCCUGAUUUCUAUCCCAUCUGGGAAGAGAACGAGCCCAAGUCUCCGCCGCUGUCGCCUGAAUUGGAAGCUCAGACAAGGCUGUUUGGGGAAAAGAAGCGAGCUAUGGCGCCCGUGAGACUACCGCGUGAUAGGACGAAUUGGUAUCAGCUGUAUACGGACAUUAAAGCAAACGAGGACAAGUUGAAGGGACUGCGCAACAGGAAGAGGAUAUGGGCGACUGUGGGCGAAAUUGUGCAGAAUGUUAAGAAAUGCUGGGAGGCGGAGUCGGUUGAGAUUAACACGCCGUUUGCUAUAAUGGAGGUUGAUGGCUGA
Molecule: messenger RNA, 3345 nt
Organism: Trichoderma aggressivum f. europaeum
Lineage: Eukaryota; Fungi; Ascomycota; Sordariomycetes; Hypocreales; Hypocreaceae
Exons: 6
Coding region: 1-3345 (1114 amino acids)
Biological process (GO): zinc ion import into Golgi lumen; intracellular zinc ion homeostasis
Cellular component (GO): membrane; cytoplasmic vesicle; Golgi apparatus
Molecular function (GO): protein binding; zinc ion transmembrane transporter activity
Source: RefSeq, a predicted model, not a curated record